This is a messenger RNA of Xiphophorus hellerii (green swordtail), 4011 nucleotides long. It is a transcript of the gene malt1, whose product is annotated as MALT paracaspase 1. NCBI's taxonomy places the organism in Eukaryota, Metazoa, Chordata, Actinopteri, Cyprinodontiformes, Poeciliidae. The record is from RefSeq and is a predicted model, not a curated record. Gene Ontology annotation, biological process: proteolysis. The transcript has 18 exons. The coding region runs from base 248 to 2734 and encodes 828 amino acids. Gene Ontology annotation, molecular function: cysteine-type endopeptidase activity.
CGCAAAUUACAUGAAUGCGUUUUCUUUUGCAAUUUACAUCUAUAUAUCUAUAUAUGACGUGUGUUCACAACAAACAGCUAACACUUAUACUUGCUAAUAUUGUGACAUUUUGUUCCCGCACGCUGCUCCAUCUCAACAAAGAAACGAUCUUUGGCAGUAACAACAAGCCACAGCCUCUGAAACGGGGAAACCCAACAUGGUUCGUUUAAAACUAGUGUGGAGAAGCCGGUAGUUAGCCGGAGCCAACAUGUCGGACUCUCUGGAGAGAUCUACGAAAAUCAACUUGUUAAAGGAGCCGAUUGUGAAGAAACUUUGUGAGGUGUUGGAUAAAUCGAGCAAUAAGGGAUGGCGAAAACUUGGAGAGAUCGUGAGCAGUGACAGGCGGUUUAAAGUCAGUUCAGACGACAUGGAGAUGUGUUCCCUCAGGGUGCUGGAGGUGGAAGGCAGCCCCAGCCUGACGCUGCUGAGGCUCAUGGGAGAGCGAGGCUGCACUACGGGUCACCUCAUGGACUACCUCCAAACUCUGGGCAACUUGGACGCUCUGCAGUGCCUGAAACCACCAGCAUUACAGAUCCUCAUUCAGCCGCAGUCCGUAGCUCUAAUUUGUGGCCACAAUCUGCGUCUCAGCUGCCAUGCAGUGGGGAAAUCUCCUGUCCAGUACCAGUGGUUCAAAUCCAGAGAAGAGGUACCAAACAGCUUCUCUCCAGAGCUUCUGAUAAGUCCUGUCCAGCUGAAGGAUGCCGGCUUUUACAUCUGCAGGGUCAACUGUGGCGAUGCUUGUGAAUUCAGCCAGUGGGCUCAGGUGGAUGUCCUAAAUGUCACCAUGUCUUAUGCCCCAGGACAGAGUUAUCAGUCCAUAGACGGACGGCUGAAAUUGGCAAUCCAUCCUCAGUCCCAGCGACUGCAUGUUGGGGAAACCCUGCAGCUGGAGUGUGGUGCUGUGGGCCGGCCGAUCCCUCGAUACCAGUGGCACAGGAACGGAGUGCCGAUCCCAAACGCCACAAAGAGAAAACUCAUGAUUCCCCAGUUAAUGCAGGAUCAUCAUGGCAGGUAUCGCUGCGAGAUCAGCAGCAGCACGGAAAGAAUGUGGACCAAUGAAGUUGAUGUUGUGAUAGCACCGAGGAUAUCUGUCCAGAUUUCAGGGGCAAUGGAGUGCUCUGAAGAUGAUAUUUACGCCAUCGGAGGAGAUUCCUGUGAACUUUUCCUAAAUAGUUUGCCUGAGCAACUUUACGCAACUGACAAAGUGGCCCUGCUGAUCGGUAACCUGUCGUACCAGAACCACCCGCAGCUCAAGGCCCCCAUGGUGGACGUGUACGACCUCACCAACCUCCUGCGGCAACUGAACUUCAAAGUGGUUUCACUGCUGGACCUCACCGAGUCGGAGAUGAGGAACGCCGUGGACGAGUUCCUACUGCUGCUGCAUAAGGGGGUUUACGGUCUGCUGUACUACGCUGGACACGGAUAUGAGAACUACGGAAACAGCUUCAUGGUGCCGGUGGAUGCACCGAACCCGUACCACUCCGCCAACUGCCUGUGUGUACAAAGCAUUCUGAAGCUGAUGCAGGAGAAGGAAACGGGCCUCAAUGUUUUUCUGCUGGACAUGUGCAGAAAAAGGAAUGUUCAUGAUGAAAGCACUCCGAACAUCGUCCUGAGAGUCACGGCCAACAUUGUCUUUGGAUAUGCGACGUGCCAGGACGCUGAGGCCUUUGAGUUGAGCUCCACGGGUUUCACCAACGGCGUGUUCGUUAAGUUUUUAAAGAAACGGCUGCUGGAUGACGAGAAGAUCACGGUGGUGCUCGACAGAGUGGCAGAAGACAUGGGUCAGUUUGACGCCACAAAGGGAAAGCAGGCUCUGGAAAUCCGUAGCAGCCUAUCAGAGAGGAGGGCGCUGACCGACCCCAUUCUGCCCGGCGACAGUGCAGACCUCGUUCACGCUCACAGCAGACAGUGGGCAAAAGCUCACGAGCUUCCUGAAAGCAUGAGCCUGAACUUUGACUGCGGCGCUCAGAUCAAGCUGGGCUUUGCUGCAGAGUUUUCCAACGUUCUCGUCAUUUACACCCACAUUGUGAAGAAGCCCGAGGACAUGUCCUUCUGCCAGGCUCACGUCACCGACUUCUCUCUGGACCUUGAUGUUGAUCCAAAGGAAAUGAACAGAGAGACUCCCGAGGAGACGGGGAUCUACCUGCUGUCCAGCAGCCUGCCGCAGCACUGCCUCUACACCAGACUCAGCUCUCUGCAGAAACUCAGGGAGGAGCUGGUUUUCACCGUUUGCCUUCAGGGAACGUUUGCAGCUAUGGACGAUGACCAUCCCAUAUUCUGGACCAAAAGCGUGAACAUCGGGAAGCCGCUGAUCGCCCGGCUGGACCUGCACCGGGCCGUGCGGCGGAACAGCUGCCUGCAGACCUGCAUGAUGCCCCACAGCCCGUCCCAGAGCCCCUGCCACAGCCCGGGCCCAGAGCACCAGCACCACCUGCACCACGGGUCGCACCAGGACUACAGCCGCCUGUCCCCGCAGCACCGCUACCUGCACAUCAGCGAGCACGCUCAGGGCGCAGCAGGCGGCUGCGGCUUCUCCUGCUACGACCAGCUCAGUCAGUGUGACUUUGACCGGACCUACGAGUCCGACGGACUCCUGAGCUCCCCGGGGAAGCUGAGCAUCCCCAUCGAGGCGACGGAGGACAUCAACGAGCUGCAGGCCGUGUUCAUCAGCAGCCUGCACCUUCAGCCUCAGUGACACGGAGCCUCCAGCUCGCUCAAAGGACGGAUUUCUGUUCUGCUGCUGUUAAAUUACCUUCUUUACCCUUGAAUUUCUGAGCAUUAGUAGGCUGUAUUUAGAUUUUACAGCGCCCCCUACAGGGGACAUGGGGGACUUUUUUUUUUACCUCACAAAAGUAUUGUGUUCCCUUGCGAUAAAUUAUAUUGUAGGGCCAUUGUACAAAGAAUAAAAAGUACAUUUUUGCCAAAAAUAUUUUGAGUCUAAUCUGAGAAAUUUUCUUGAAAAAAAUUGCUAAUUUUUGAGUUUCAAAUGUUGAAGAUUUGCUAGAAAAAACUCAGAAAACUUUGAGAUUGAUCUGAUAAAUUAUCUAGGAAAAAAUCUUUCAAAUUUCUGAGUUUGAAAUGUCAGAAAAUUCCUAGAAAAACUCAUGUUUUCUAGAUAAAACUUGGAAAUUUCUGAGUUUUAAAAGUUGGAAAUGUUUUACUUUUAGAAAUUUCUCCAAAACUUUUCCAAAGUUUUUUUUCUAUAAAAUUGAGAUUAAUCUCAAAAUUUCUGAGCUUUUUUUACAGCAAAGUUUAAACUUCUGAAAGUUAGAAAUUUCCAAGUUUUUUUCUAGAAGGUUUUUUUGUCAGAAAUGUAUCACAACUUUUUUAUGUAUGCACAAUGGCCCUAACACACUGUCGUGAUUUUCAACACAAUCACAAUCACAUAUGUCAGUUAAACCUGUACAUUAAACUUUAAACAAAAAUGUGUUUCUACAUUCUUAACUUGUUGGAGCUGAAAAUUGGUUGAAAAUUAAUCUAUUAAUUGGUUGUCCACAGUUGUUUAUGUAAUAUCUUUCAUGUUUUGUGGCUUUUUGCACAUAAAUUUGUGGUGCAUUUAUCCAAAAGAAAAAUAGGUAAAACUUUAGAUAACUCAAAAAUGAAAUGAUACCUGGAAAAGCCUUUCAAAACCUUCCAUGAUGCUGCAUGAACUGAAUACUAAAUACAUUAUUACGUGGGAGCGCAAAACCUUUGUGAGGUAACACACAAAAAAAAAAUUACAUAAAACUUUGUGCAUAAAGGUUUUAUUUUAAAAAUGUAUUUUUGUAAAUUGUCAUUGUUGAAUGUAGUUUGUGUUUGCUGUGGAUUUGAUCGUCACUCUGUAUAGGAAGAACAAAAUAUAUUCCAGUUUUUCUCAAUUAAUUAACCCAAAAAAUUUUUAGUAAGUUUUUAAUUCAGAAAGUGAAACAAAAUUUAUUUCCCUGAAACCUUGAAUAAUUACAUAAGACCAAUAAAAAAAUUUUUUUAUUAAUA